UUUCUAAAUGUAACAUUUCUAUAAUAUUUAUGUGCAACAAGAAGUGACAUCUGAGAGGAAAAAGUAGUAAACUGACUAAGGUAAGGUUCUUACCCCUUUUCUCCCUCCGCCCCUUUACUCCCUCUGUACUGAAACUAGAUGUAGAAGGAGAAGCUUUAACACAGAGCGGAGUAGAAGCAGACAGAGUUUUUAUCCUUCACACGGGCUGCUGGUGGUGUUUUGUCUCAGACAUGGAGUCCUGCAGGGUUCCUCACCAUGUCCUGCUUUUAAUCAUCCUGAUGUUCAUCACAGUAUCUGAAUCAGCUUUCCCUGUACGCGGGAAGUUUAAUCAGACUGCUGAUCUGCGCUGUGAAUAUAAAUGUUCUGGUUUGGCCAAAUGGACUCUGUUCAGUAACGGAGAUGAUGUAGUGGCUGAGUGUGAUCAGACAUCCUGCAGGUCAGUAAAGGAGGGAUUUAAAAUGUCCCAUGAUCGGUACCUGAAGGGAAAUCUCACCCUCACCAUCACUGCAGCUGAUGACAGUAAGAGGAACACGUACACGUGUUGGUGUGGUGACGAAGACGUUGCUGAUGUGCGUCUCAGUAUCGAGCCGUUGACGUCAUCAGAUCAGAUAAACACUGAUGAAGAUCUGAAGCUGGAUUUGCACGUGUCAGAGGGAGUGAAGGUGAUCUACAAGGGUAAAGAGAUCUGCAGAGUGGAUAAAAGCUCACUACACUGUACAGAUGAAUACACACCGAGAACAUCACUCUCUAACACAGUUCUUACACUGAGAGGAGUAAAGUCCACUGAUGGUGGUGUUUACAUCGUCCGAUACACGGAGAAUAAUGAAGCUCUUCAUACUUACGAAGUAUCAGUGAGAGAGACACAUUUGAACAGACAGCAGGAGAGCGCUAAACCAGUGUGGGCGAUGGUCCUGAUAGUGCUGGUGGUGCACUGGUUGUUGUGCUUGUUGUGAAAACAAACUCCGCCCCACUGAAGGAAACCUAGGAACAGCAAGAUGAGCUCAGAACCGACACGGAAUAAUAGUGAUAAGAAACCUCUGGAUGAAGAUGAAGGCCUACACCGGGAUGAAUCUGAGACAGUGCUGGACUCACACAAAGAGACUCAGAAAUCUCCAAGCCUCAUUUAUAAAGAGUUUCCCUCACAGAAACUGGGAUUUAUAAAGAAAUACUUUGUCUGAAAUUGGGUGUAUAUUUACAGAAGCUUUGCCCCAUGUGUAGAGCCAUCAGUAACAAUUUAGAAACAGCAGGAAUUAGCGACACCCUGUGGAUAUGGAGAGAAUUACAGCUAAACGUACAAAUCACUGCUUUAUACUUUACACUUGUUACAAGCCACUAAUCUACGUAGCCCCCCUAUUGUCAGGUAAGAAAAAAAAUACAGCCAUGUGUAAACCGUGCCCUCAGUUUUGUAAUCCAUACCCUCAGAUUUGUAAUCCGUGCCCUCAGAUUUGUAAUCCGUGCCCUCAGACAAUAGUAAUGGAGUCAGUAAGGGACCGUCUAAAAAG
Messenger RNA from Ictalurus furcatus (blue catfish), 1502 nucleotides. RefSeq lists its product as uncharacterized. Bases 231 to 953 code for a protein of 240 amino acids. NCBI's taxonomy places the organism in Eukaryota, Metazoa, Chordata, Actinopteri, Siluriformes, Ictaluridae. The transcript has 6 exons. The record is from RefSeq and is a predicted model, not a curated record.